UAAUUGCAUCCCCUUUUCUGUCGUGCCUCCGCACCAAACAACCAAAGCCAAACAUUAAGCUUUCUGCAUUGCACAAGUUCUCUCAGCUCAGGUACCAAAUGAAGCCCUUCCCAGUAUUCCUCCUUCUCAUAAUGCAAGCUGGGAUCAGUUGUUAUGCCAGGAACAACCGCCUGUGUGCCUCUUCAUCGUGUGGCGAGAUCGAUAACAUACGCUAUCCCUUUCGAUUGAAAGACGACCCGAAAGGUUGUGGUGCUUCGAAGUUCGAGUUAGCAUGUGAAGAUAACCGCACGGUGCUAUCUUUGUUCGGUGGUCGGUAUCAUGUGAAAUCGAUAUACCCUGAAAGUUAUGAGGGUUCCAUUGAUUUUGAUUUUGGGAAUAUCAAAGUGGUGGAUGUCGGGCUGCGAAAGGGCGACUGUUCCUCCCUUCCUCUCUACCAGUUAACGCAGUGUAAUUUCAGUGUUGAAUACAGUGCAUCGUACAGGGUGCCCUAUGAACAACCCACGGUGACCAUCGUGUCUUGCUCAAAGCAAGUGAGAUCUCAUUUAUAUAUCAGCACCGAACUCUGUAUAGUUACAGAAGGGUAUCAUUCAUAUGCCCUCAUCGACGCAGAAGCAUCGGAUAUUGAGGAUUCUUGCACCAUAACCACGUCAAUAUAUGCAGCAGAUUAUUUACGGAAGUAUCGCACAUUCUCCUACAACGACGUUCACAAUGCGAUGGCCGACGGGUUUACUCUCAGCUACUCGCCUGCCGGGGUGAAAACAUAUCAGUUUUGCUUCUUAGGCUUCCGAUACCUAGGGACAAAUAUGCUGAUAUGCAUAGGCUACUACCCCUGUAAGUAUGCCUUUCCAAUUGAGGUUCUUUACCCUAGCAAUAUGCUAAUAUAUGGCUCUAGCUAUAGCUCUUGUGCCUUAAAGCGACGGACCGUGAUUGAUUGGCAUGAAAAUCAAAGUAAGAUAUGCAAGUGA
Messenger RNA from Eucalyptus grandis, 965 nucleotides. RefSeq lists its product as uncharacterized. The coding region runs from base 99 to 965 and encodes 288 amino acids. The record is from RefSeq and is a predicted model, not a curated record. Lineage: Eukaryota; Viridiplantae; Streptophyta; Magnoliopsida; Myrtales; Myrtaceae. Gene Ontology annotation, molecular function: polysaccharide binding. The transcript has a single exon.